AGGUUAUUGCCAUUUACAACGACUUUCAGUCCAUCCUGAUUCUGUGUCAUACAGUCGAAUAAAGUCGUUAUAUAUAGCCCAGUGUAACUGGACAAUCUGAUGGUUUUUACCGUUUUCGAAGUGAAAUUACAGUGUGCCCAGUUAUAGUCUGGUAGAAUUGCAACCCGGUGGCCGGUGAUUGUUGUGUUACAUACGGGAUUAUACGGUCGUGUGUCCGUGUGUGGAUUGGUUUGCCGCGCUCCGCUAGCAUGGCGCGCUUAGCGCUCUUAUGCAUAGCGUCCCUUCUGGCAGGGAUACAAGCAGUACCGUACAAAUCGCGCCAGCCUUCCGAAUUUUCUUCCCGUUCUACUGGACAAUGUGGUGCUAAAGAUAAUGUCUUUCAACCUGGACAAACCUACGAAUACAAGUAUUUCGGCAAAGCGGAAACCGGACUUGGCGUGGCUGAUUCCAAAACCGUUGGAUUGGCUGUGGACUGUCAUAUCAAGUUGUCCGUUCCGGAGCCUUGCCACUUCCGCAUGAAGAUUUCCAAAUGCGAAGUCUUGGAGCGCGAUGGCAGUCCGGCCGAUAUGGAGUUCUCUCACCACUCGUCCUUGGAGGAGGAGGUGAAGAACAUGGAGAGCCGACAGGAAGUCAGCCGACGCGGUUUCCGUCCAUCGGAGAAAUCCCAGGACUUCAACCAGGAGGUCACCAAGUUCGACAUCCAGGCUGUUAUCAGCGACGGUGAAGUGUCCAAGGUCAUCUACGAAGAGUCCGACGAUACCUGGGUGGUCAACUUCAAGAAGGGCAUCCUCGACGCUCUGCAGAUCCGCACUGAUGCUGACUCACCACGCAAUACCAUCCUGGUGAAUGGUGUGCAAGGUCUGUGCCCCACCAAGUACACUUCCCACGGCACAUCCGAGUCCAUUGUGGAGGAGAAAGAUCUCGAUUCCUGCAUACAGCGCUCCAAGAAGAGCUGGGAACUCAGCCCAUUGACCCCCAUCUGGAACAUGAGCUUUGUGUCCACUGUCGUGUCCUCCCGAAGCAUCUGCGCCUACAAACUGCGCCGCUCUUCCCAUGUCGAGACCAUGGCCUGCAAGGAAACCCACCGCCUGCUGCCUCUGCCAUGGAACACUCAUGUUUCGGCCAUGUCCGCCAACAUUACGUAAGUCUUGCGCUUCGUUAGUCAAUCUGGAUCCGCUCACCCCAUGGAUCGCAACAUGAACAACAAGCAGAUUACCUCCAUUCUCUACGAACACGAGAACACCACCGAUAUUGACCGCGAAAGCUCUUCCGACACCGAAGCCAUUGAAAUCUUGCAGGACUUGGUCAAGCAAGCCAUCGAAGGUUUCGACAUUGGCUCACCGGCUGUAUUCGACGAUUUCGUUACGGAACUGCGCGAUUCCUCUGAUCUCACCUCGCUUGUGCAACAAGUCCGAGGAUUCAAUAAAGAGGAAAAGGAAGUUGCCAAGUACCUCCUUGUGCAAGGAUUGACCCAGUGCAAUGCUCCCGCCUGCCUGCGCGCUCUGACCACCCUCAUCAACACCAAGGAGAUUCCCGCUGAAGUCUUUGAGCCCGUUGUGAUGGCCCUGGCCCUGACCAAGCAGCAGGAUCCACUCUUCCUCGCCGAAAUCACUCGCAUGUGCGAAACCCGCCCAUCCCGCACCUGCACCCUGAUGGUGGCCGCCAUGGUCAACAAGCUGGUCACCGACUCCGACGAUGACGACGAAGACAUCUUCGACGAGCAGGAGACCAAGGAAGCCAUUGAACAAGCCGUCAAAUUCAUCACCGAGCUCAUCGAGGACGGCAAAUGCGAACCGACCAACAAACUGGACAAAGCCGACGAAGAGGACGACGCCACCAAACUGAUCAUCGCCCUGAAGGCCAUCGGCAACCUCGGCUCCGUCGCUCAGCAGAUGCAGGGCAAGAGCGGCAUGCGCGGUGGACGGAUCGAGGAGAAGAUCGCCAAGUGCCUGACGGAUAAGACUGUCCCGGCCAAUGUGACCAUUGCCGCCAUUCACGCCGUCCGCAAGUUCGUUCCCAACCAGUUCAUCUCCGACCGCCUGCUGGCGGUGUUGGCCGAUGAGGAGAAGUCGCAUGCCGUGCGCGCUCACGCCUGCAUGGCCAGCAUGCGAAUGGCCGUCGAUCGCGCCUCCGUCAAGAAUGUCCUAAAGGUCAUGGAUAACGAGAAGAGCGAGCAGAUCAAGGCGUUCAUGGUGUCGCAUAUCCGCAGCGUUCUCAAAUCGGAUGACCCCCAUUAUAACCAUACCGCUAAGCUGAUCAAGCAAGUUCUGGAAGAAUCCGGCAAGACCCUGCCCAAGACCCGCGCCCGUCUCCCGCAUUCCGUCCAUCUGGAACUGUCCAAAUUCUUCGAAGUGCCUUUCUUGGAAGACGAAGAGAACGAAUUCGGAGCCCAAGUGGAAGGCAGUGUUGUCUUCAGCUCCAAGUCAUACAUUCCUAAGGCUCUGCACUUCAACGUCAGCGGUGAAGCCUGGAGCGAAUAUGUCAAUGUCCUGGAAACCGGUGUUGAUCUCCAAGGUGUGGAAGAUUUGGUGGAGAGUCUGGGUCCCAACGGACUCCUGGCUAAGAGCCAUCUGCUGCGACAGGCCCGUGAAGGCUUGAUCAAAGUCGUGAAGGUGGUGGAAGACAUGAUCUACAAGUUCGUCCCCAUGGACAGCAUGGGCAAGUACGGCAAGAAGGCCUACAGCAUGAUCCAGACGCAGACCUUCGAACAGAUCGUCGACCGUCUGCUCAGCGCUCUGGAAGGCGUCGACACCACCGAACUGCAGAAGAUCAUCUCCCAUGCCCGCAACUUCGACACUGACCAGCUGAUGGAGACCAUUAAACGCAACAUUCCCCAGUCGCCGCAACUGACCAAGGUCAUUGAGAAGCUCAAGCGCAUCAACUUCCGUGACGCAUCCGAGGAGACACUCAUUCAAGUGCUGGAGGCGUUCGGUGUGCCGGAACGCAAAUCACGCGAAAUCCUGGCCCAGGUAUCGGAAUACGGCGUCAACAUUAACGAAAUCAUCCGCUGGAUGAAACGCACCGAUCUAUCCUACAUCCAGAACAGCCUGCGCAGCAUCCGUGCGGGUGAUGUGGAGGACCGUGCCACCGACGUUCUUGCCAAGGUCAAGCAGUUUUUGGCGUGGUUCUGUGAGAAGUACAACCUGCCCACUCUGACCACCAUCAUGGACACCAUUCAGCGCACCCUGAAAGAUCCGUCGGAGCUGCGCCGCAUGAAGGACACCUACUUCUCCCAACAGUCCAAGAACAAGAACAGCAAUAAACGCGGCAAAUCCUUGUUCAGUCUGGGCGAGGAGGAUGACGAUGAGGAGAAGACCGGGUAUGAUGAGGAGGAGAACGAUGAGGCCAGCUUGGGACAGAUGCCCUGGGGUAAAUCUGUCAAGGACAUCUCCCGCCGUGAAACCCAGGAGGACGACGAUGAGGACGAUCUGGAUGUGACCGCCUUUGUUCGCAUUUUCGGCAACGAAAUCGGAUUCAUCUCGCUAAGCGACAUCAUGCGCUUCCUGGACACCCAGAAGCUGAUGAAGAAGUUCAACGUGGACCGCAACUGGCGUGACAUAAUGGAUGGUUUCGACAUCCGCCCGACGAUUGCCGCCAAGAUGGAAGGCCUGCAUCAUAUUUCCACCGGACUGGGACUGCCGCUGCAAAUCACCCUCAAUUUAACCGGCUUGGCUACUCUGCACGUGAAAUUGCAACCACAAGGCGGAAGCUCUUUCCGCAAAUCGGCAAUGGAAUUUGAACCAAGUGGCGCUUUGCAAUUGGUUGGUGGUAUGGCCAUUGAUCUCCCAUCCAUCACCAAGAUUGAAACGCUCGUCAACACCACCGUCAAAUCCGAAGUCGAAUUGAAGGUCAAGGUUGAUAUCCGUGAGAACAACUUCGAAGUGCACAUUGAGAAGCCCGAUGAAGAGCUGGACAUUCUCCAUGUUCGUCACGAAAUCAAGUUGAAGAAAGACGAUGAAGACUUUGAGCCGUUCGAUGAUUCCAAGACCAACGUGGUCGACAAGCAGAAAUGCCUGCCGGAAAUGGUGGAACGCUUCACCGGUCUGAAAGUCUGCGCUGAACUGGAAACCUCCACUUUCCGCGGAUCGAAACUGCUGUCCCAUGGCCCACAUGAACUGCGCGUCUCCAUCCAGGAAAGCCGAUCAAGUGGUGCGGAACACUACAAAUUCUCCGGCAAGCAGGACAAACAAUCCCGCAGCAACCGCUACGAACUGAACUUCCGCGCCCCGGGCGCUCAGCACCGCCGCGAAGUGCGCGCUCUCCUGACGCACGACCGCCAGCGCAACGACAUGGACCUGGAAUUCGACGUCCCCGAGCAGUCCACGCCCAGGAUGAAGCUCUUCGUCAAGAAUCUCAACGACCACUCCCGUGAGAAAUACGGUGUGGAAUGCGGCAUCGACAUCGAGACCACGCCCCGCCAGCACUACAACACCUCCGUCACCAUCAUCGGCAAGGCGUCCGGCUACGGUGGCAACCGCUAUCGUGACGAACGCAUCAUGGACACCCUGUCCAGCGGCUACCUGAACUACACCGUCAAGGGAUCGCUGAUGACCCCCUUCGCCUGGGUCAAUGUGUCCACCACCACGGCGAAGAUCGGGCAUACCUUGAUGAUGGAGCACAACCUGACCUACUUCAUUUCGGAUAACAUUCGUGUGCCGAUUCUGAAGAAGCUCUGCUUCCCCAAUGUCCAUGAACGACGUGGAGUGAGCAAGUUUGUUCUGCGCCACGGCAUCCGUGCCAAGACUGACCAGAUGGCUGUUGAUAUGCAAGCCUUUGUUAAAUUCAUGACCUUCCCCUUGCUGAGCGUGGCCGAACCGACGUUCGAGCAUGUCACCCAAGUGAAGGUGCACCGUGACUACCGCCAUGUGGGAUUGCAUGCCAAUACCACCUGGUUGAACUCUCACCAUGAACUGGAAUUCUUCAACUGCUCACUGACCGGUAACAAUCUCAACUCCGUGAUCCGUCUGUCGGAACCCGCCAGCAUCAAGAUGAACAUCAGCCGCAACGACUGGUACAUCGACGCUAAAGCCCAACUACGCAAGGACGGCGGCAAUGAGUUGACCCUCAAGGGCGAAGCCACCGCUUCCGGCAUCGUCCCCGAGUGCAACGGCAUGAUGGAGUGCGCUAAGAAGAAGCUGAUCAGCGAGGCCAAAUGCCUGCUAGACAUGAUCAAGUUCAAGAGUCAAAGUAUGGAAAUGCGCCCGCACACCCACCACCGCUUCCGCGAGAGCCGCUCCCAGUUCGAAGAAGGACACGGCCGACCCAUGCGCGUCAAGGCCACCAUUGAGAGCAAGCUGCGCCAGAAAUCCGGCAGCCCGCUGGAGUUCAGUUAUUCCCGCCAGAAUCUCGGUAGUGGACGCGUCUGGGAGUUGAAGAACACCUUGGAUAUCCAGUCCACCCAUUCGGCACCCAAACAGGCGCAGGUGGUGGUCACUUUCGGCAAUGACGUCGAACACCGCGAUGCGUUUAUCAAUCUGUUCAUGAUGUCCAAUGUCACCAUGACCAACAUCCCGUACAGUCUGGACCACUUUGCCCAGCUACUGGUCUCCCGUGAGGAAGGCCUCCUGAUCUCCGUCAACACCUCCAUCGACAAGUCGGACGAGACUCUGAUUGGUGGUGGCAUCCUGUUCCAGGUGGAUGUCGAUGAUAAGAAGAUCCACAUUGGAUGCAAUAUUGACACGCCGGUCUUGGAAGCCUCAGGAUUGGUCAGCAUGGCCAAGCCCGACCGACGCCCCCUGGAAGCCAAGAUCUGCACCAAGACGGAUUCCGACAAGUCGGAGAUGUUGAAGCAUGAACUGCAGGCUGUUAUCAAAAUCGGCUCUGGCAAGAUCAUCAAGUCGCUGAAGUUCCGUCAUCCUAAACUGGAGACCGAGUUCAAGACCGAAUUGGACCUGUACUCUGACGGUACCGAAACCGACUUCGAUGCCGGUAUGGAAUUCGACAAUGAUGCUGACAACACCGAGGAAGAUACCACCGAAGCCACGGACCGAUUUGGAUCUCGCAACAACGAACGCCGCACUAGUGGACAUCGCAGCUCGGAGCGAUCGCAGAAGAACACCAACCGCAACUCCAACCGCAUUAAACGCUCUCACCGCACCCGCGGCGACGAGGAGACCGUGAGCGAAUGGGACACCACCGAAUCAUCAGCAUCCCGUCACGGUAAAUCCAAAUCCCGCUCGGGCAGCUCCAGCAGCGAAACCACCGGUGACUACUCCAUGGACGACACCACCUCCCGCUACGGCAAAUCCAAGUCCAAAUCCCGUUUCGGUGGCUCCAGCGCGGAAACCACCGAUUUCGACCAGGACACGUCCUCCCGUCACGGCAAGUCCAAAUCCAAAUCCCGUUUCGGAGAGUCUAGCAGCGAGACUACCACCGACUCCUGGAGCGAUACCAACUCCUUCGGCGGACACCGCGGUCGCAAAUCCAAAUCGCAGUACGGCAUGUACGACACCGAGACCACCACCGAGUCGUAUGACGAUGACACCACCACCCGCGGAUACGGUGAGGAGAACAACGAUGACGACGAGACCACGACUCGCCGCCGCCACGGAUCUCGCAACCAGUACAACUCACAGGAAGAGACCUCGACGACCUCGUACGACAACGACGACGAUGAGACCACGACUCGUCGCAGCCGCUACGGAAACUACGAGGACAACGAGGAGCAGACCAACUACAACCGUCAAAGCGGAUUCUUCAGCAACCGCAAGAACAAGGACAAAGAAUACAAGUCGUCCCGCGUUGCCCGAUCAGCUGACCGCGACUACGAGGACGACAGCCAGAACGAGGAGACCACCUACGGCCGCAAGGCGACCAAAUCGUAUUCACGUCAUAAGGCCACCACCCAGUCACCUUAUGAUGAAAAUGAGGAAUCCACUUUUAACCGACGUAAAUCCAAGAAGCACUCUUCCUCGCGCACCACCAGUGCUGAAGAGGACAACACCAACAACACCGAUCCGCCCCCAUACCGUGCUUAUGGUAAGCAGCGCACAUUCUCUAGCCGCAACUCGGCAGAGGAGACCGACACCACUUAUGACCGCAACACCCGCCGCAAGGGAGACCGUCGCGAGAGCAAGGGAUUCCUGAACACUUUCUUCGGCGCCGACGACGAGGAGAACACCUUCGACUCGCAGAACACCGGCCGUCGCUCGCAGAAGAUGACCGCGCGUGGUGGCAUGUCCAGCGAAGAGGACACCACCUUCGGCCAGUCCUCCCGCUCUGUCUCUAAAUGGAGCACCAAGAAGUUCCGCGACAGCGUCAGUGGAAUCAGCCCGAGAAUCUCCUCCGUCCUCCGCAUCAAAUCUAACGACCGUGAACUCUUCCCCAGUUUGAACGUGGAAGCCAAGGCCACCAUCCGGCAAAUGUCCCUGGAUGUCGACAUCCGCGAAGUGCCCCGUCGCUUGGCCGACAUUAUCACCAUCCGCAAGGUGUCCCUCAAAGGUCAGCUCCAGGAUCAGAAGGCGGUGAUCAAGUGCAUCAUCGAUAAUCGCAACGAAAUCGGCAUUGAACUCCAUGUCCGCAGUGAGCGCGAAGCUACCGGCAAGAUUUAUGACCGCGGCUUGACAACGAACGGUGAAACCGUCCACGCCCAGGUGACCGUGACCCUCCCAUCGGACGGUCUCGUGGCCAUCAAGUUCAAGGUCGACCCCGACUCCACCUCCAAGAUGGCCCGCAACCUGAAAUCCGCCGGCCGCAGUGCCUACGACAGCUCCCUGCGCUACGCCAAGGACUACUCACAGAAAGGCUACAAUGAAGCCCGCCGCCUGUGGUCCGAUGAGAACCAUCCGGCCUACAAGUACACCAAGUCGUACAUGCACGGCAGCCUGGAAGACUGGAAGGAUGAGGCCGUGAAGCAUGGGAAAAGCUACUAUGAAAGUACGAAAGAUUACGCCAGUUCUAUCUACUCGGACGAUUCUGCUCUGGGAACCUCUCUGGAAGAGAUUGUCCGAGAAAUCAACCGACAGCGAAAGAUCUGGAUGGAAUAUGUCAUGGAACUCAUCCGUGAUACUCCUGCCGGUGAAUGGGUCGACGCCAUCCCCAGUCUUGAGGAAGUGACCUAUAAGAUUAAGCAAGUGGCCGAACGACACCUGUCUCCUCAGCUGCGCAUCAUCAAAGCCCGUCAGAGCUGCAUUCUGAUGCAGUCCUGCGACGCCAUGGGUGCCCUUCGCUCCAUCCAGGAGGUAGCCAUCGAAAUCACCCAGACCAUCGAUCCCAGCCGGGCCCGCGAUCUCGCCCAGUCGGCCUUUAAGAUUGUCCAGGAACUGCUGGUGGACUUUAUCCGCGCCGUGAAGGAGAAGGCCCGCAGCAAUGACGACAUCCGCCAACUGAUCGGUACGAUCAACCUCGAUGAACUGGAAAGCCGCAUCCGCACCGCCCAGGCGCCCAGCAUUGACACCAUUGUGGAUGCCGCCAAGGCGGUGUUGCUGGUGAUCAAGGAUGUCGCCGUGGAACGUUUCGAUGCUGUGGAACAGGAAGGUGAUGGCUCGAUCGUGGUGAAGAUUCCGCAUCCUUUUAAAUGGAGUAGUUUCAAGUCGAUGCCACGUUGGACUGAUGAGCAGCGCCAGAAGGCUUACGACUACUUCGACCGGACCCGACGCGCUUUCGAUGACUACAAGAAAACCGCGUUCAAGGAUGUAGCCCGCAUCAAAAUCCCUGGCCGUGACCAGCCCAUGCAUUUCCGCUGGUCCGAUAUCAAACAGUUCCCCAAGAAGAACAUGCCCUCGCAAGUGGCCAUGAUCUUCGGUGACCGCCACAUCAUGACCUUUGACGGCAAAGUCUAUGCCAUCCCCGAAGCUGCCGAUCAACAGUGCACAUACCUUCUCAGCCGAGGCAUGAAGGACAAGAAGUUCUCCCUGGUUAAGGACCGCAACGCCGUCACCCUGACCGUACCCGAGAUGGUCAUCAGCAUCACCGAGAAGAACGAAGUGCGCAUCAACAACAGCAUGGUACAACUGCCGGUGGAGAGCCAUUCCAAGCGCACCAAGGUCACGCUGGUGGGCGACACCGUCGAGGUGGAAUCCGAUGUGGGACUGACGCUGAAGGUCACCGGUGAGAAGAAGUUGGUAGUGGUGGAACUGUCCAGCGCCCUGUGGGACGAGACCGUCGGUCUGCUGGGUAGCAACGACAACGAGGCCGCCAACGACUGGGAGAUGCCAACCGGCAAACGCGCCAGCCAUGUCGAAGAAUUCUUGAACUCCUACGAAGUCGGUAAAUCGUCGCAGUGCCGCUUGGUCAAGGGACGUGAGGAUAUGUCACGUGGUGGUCAGCGCUGCCCUAAGUCGUCUAAGUGUGCACAGUUGUUCGGAUCAGGAUCACCUUUGAGCAAGUGCUUCCAGAACAUCGACCCUGAGGAAUUCAAACAGGCCUGCGAGACCGAGAGCAACAAGUGUGGUCGCAGCGAAGCCGAUGAGACCGUGUGCAACGUCGUGGCGGCCUACCGUAAAGCCUGUGCCGCACAGAACAUCGAGACCGAAUCACCGGAAGACUGCGAAGCCUGCGAGGGUGGACGCCGUGAGAACAGCGAAUGGACCGUCCGCGGUAACCAGCGCAAAGUGGACAGCGUCAUCCUGGUGUCCGAGCACCGUGACUUUGCCUCCAAUGCCGCCCCCGAAAAGAUCCGCUCCCUGGUGGACACUAUCACCCGCAAACUCCGCCAGACCAGCGCACAGGAUGUCCGUGUUGCGUUAGUUGGAUUCAGCGGAGCCGGUGUACACAAGAAGGCACACACUCACACCAUUGACCAUGAACAAUUCGGAACUCCCGACAAACUGGCGCAAGCUCUGCGCACUCUGCAGUUCAAGGGAACCGAAAAGACUGACGCUUUGGAAGCCAUUGAAUACGUUUUGGACAGCCAUGAUUUCCGUCCGGAAGCCACUAAGAUCAUGCUGGUUUUCGGUGCUGAGGAAUCCGAGUUGAUUUCUUCGCACUCCCGCCUGCAAUCCGUCAAGGAGAAACUGGAACAGCAGGGCGUCACCCUGACCGUGUUCAGCAAGUACGGCAACGAGGACAUGAAGGACCGUGACCACGGUAUCAACUACGACGGCUCCAUCUUCAGCUCCAAAUCCAUGAACACCCAGCCGCAGUCAUCGCGCCGCGUCCCCGAGGAGUUCGCCUCCUACGGCCAGAUGCCCAGCCGUAAGCUCAGCUUCCUGGCUAAGUCGUCGCGCGGUGCCGUCUUCCAGCUGGACACCCUGACCAGCAACGACCGCUCCCGUCAGCAGCAGCUGGAGGAGCGUGCCGCCAGCACCAUUGCGGAACAGGUCAAGCGCGAGGAGAGCAUGUGCAAGCGCUGCGUGUGUAAAGAAACCGAGCUGGAUCAGCUGAUUUCCGCCUGCCGACCCACGGCUUGUGCUUAAGUGGUGUGCGCAGUGUUUUUCCGGCGUAAUUUAUUCUUAAAAUAUUCACAAAAAAUAGUGUUUCUACAUAGUCGAUGGGAUGCUGGUUUCAUCUGUAAAAUUUUGUGAUUUUUUCGCAUUAGUUAUUGUGCCGUUUUUUUCUAUUUGAAUCGACUCAUUGAUGUGAAAUUGAUUUUGAUUUACGAUUAGCAGCGUCCUACGACGUAAUAAAAAUCAUC
Messenger RNA from Paramacrobiotus metropolitanus, 10573 nucleotides. RefSeq lists its product as uncharacterized. Gene Ontology annotation, molecular function: lipid carrier activity. Gene Ontology annotation, biological process: lipid transport. Lineage: Eukaryota; Metazoa; Tardigrada; Eutardigrada; Parachela; Macrobiotidae. The record is from RefSeq and is a predicted model, not a curated record.